Molecule: messenger RNA, 1347 nt
Organism: Prunus armeniaca (apricot)
Lineage: Eukaryota; Viridiplantae; Streptophyta; Magnoliopsida; Rosales; Rosaceae
Source: the annotation of a GenBank genome assembly
AUGAUGAAGCUUCUUCGUUCAAGUUCAAAUCCAUGGCGUGGAUAUGCCAUUUCUAGGGUUUUUGGUGCACUAUUCUACUCCACAGAGGUGCUGCCCUCCUCCUCAUCAUCACCCCCAUUUCGGCUUCUGCACAGUAGGAUUUGGCAGAUUGGAAACCCUAGGGAUUCCAUUCUGCCAGUGCUCCAUCAAUGGCGGGUAGAAGGGGGAGACAUCAAGCAGCCCAAGCUCCAACUUAUCAUCAAGCUGCUCCGAAGGUAUCGUCGAUACGGCCAUGCUCUGCAGAUUUCAGAGUGGAUGAGCGAUGAAAUGAAGCAUGAUCUGCAUCCUGGAGACAUUGCGGUGCGGUUAGAUUUGACCUCAAAAGUCCAUGGGCUUGAAGAAGCCGAGAGUUAUUUUGAUAGCAUCCCAGAGUCAUUAAAAGUGGUUCCUGUGUAUGGUGCUCUGAUUUAUUGCUAUGCAAAGCAUAAUUGUUUGGAAAAGGCUGAGAGUGUUUUUGAAAAGAUGAAGGAGUUGGGUUUUUUGAAAGGACCAUUGUGUUAUAAUACAAUGUUAAACCUUUAUUCUCAAAUGGCCACUUCGGAUGUAGACCAAAUGGAGAAGCUUUUGAUGAAGAUGGAAACUGACCCUGUAGUCACUUUGGACUGGCAUGGUUAUGCUGCCGCAGCGGAUGCGUUCUCGAAAGCUGGACAAUUGGAGAAGACAGCGGCAUUGCUGAGGAAAUCGGAGCAAUUCAUUAACCGUGAAACAAGGAAAAUUGGUUAUGAACACCUGAUGACUUCAUAUGCUGCUAUUGGUAGUAAACACGAGGUUUAUCGAAUUUGGGAAUUGUACAAGAACGUGGUAGGGUUCUACAAUAACGGCUAUCGGUGUAUGUUAAGUUCAUUGUUGAAGAUGGAUGACAUUUAUGGUGCUGAGAAGAUUGUGGAGGAAUGGGAAUCUGGGAACAAAUUCUUUAACAUUCAAAUACCCAACUUGUUGAUCAAUGCUUACUGCAGGAAAGGUCUUUUGGAGAAGGCCAAAUCAUAUGUGAAGAAGCUUUCAGAGGGUGGAAAGGAGUGUUGUCGCACAUGGGCCCUUUUGGCUACCACAUAUCAUAUGAAUGAUCGGAUGGAAGAGGCAGUGGAAACAUUGAAAAUGGCAGCAAGCUCGGCAUCUCAACCAGGAUGGAAGUUUGAUAAUUCCACUUUGGCUGCUUGCUUUGAGUACUUAAAACAGAAGGGAGAUGUUGAAAAAGCACAUGAAUUGCUGAUAAUAUUCAGAGAAAGGGGUCAUUUUACAACAGAUUUAUGUGAUAAAAUUAGAAAUUAUAUUGGUGGUUGUGCACCCCCAGGUUCUGGAGUUAGGUGA